CAGGCAACACAGCUAAAGUUACUGGAAAAGAAAUGUUGUAAGAGACUUUUAAUCAUUCUACAUUGAUAUAUUUAGUAAACACGUUGGCAUCCAAGGGUGAACUCACCAAGCAAAGAAGAGGCUAAAGUUUUCCAUUUUCCUACUUCAAGAGGGAUUACAACUUGUACACCUUCUUUGCACUUUCCCUUCAAACUUUUUUGGAUAUAGCUUGUUUUUAGAAUAGCUGAACAGAAAAAGCAUGGCAAAGGGACAUAAGAACCACAGGUGGGCAUUGACCUAUGGGUGCUCCUUCAGGUUGGCCCUGGCACGAUCGCUAUUCUUCUCCAUCACCCUCCUCUUCCUCAGCGCUUCGGCCGCAGAUGAGUACGACUACUACAGCUGGCAGUCAGACAACUUCCACAACGGCCGCUUUUACACCAAACAGCCCCAGUGCGUGGACAUACCUGCGGACUUGAGGCUCUGUCACAACGUGGGCUAUAAGAAGAUGAGACUGCCUAACCUGCUGGACCAUGAGACCAUGCCAGAGGUGAAGCAGCAGGCUGGGAGUUGGGUACCACUUUUGGCAAAGCGUUGCCAUGCCGAUACACAGGUUUUUCUCUGCUCCCUGUUUGCUCCAGUGUGCUUGGACAGGCCCAUCUAUCCAUGCAGGUCCCUAUGUGAGGGGGUGAGGAACAGCUGUGCGCCCGUCAUGGAGACUUAUGGCUUCCCCUGGCCUGAGAUGUUGACCUGUGACAAGUUCCCCAUAGAUAAUGACCUCUGUAUCCCCAUGCAGUUUUCAGUGGACCACGCCACGCAGCCACCAGUGUCCAAGGUUUGCCCGCCAUGCGAUAAUGAGAUGAAAGCAGACAACAUCAUGGAGCAUUACUGCGCCAGUGACUUUGCUCUCAAGAUGAAAAUCAAGGAGGUGAAAAAAGAGAAAGGAGAUAAGAAGCUGAUAGCGGCUCAGAAGAAGAAGAAAGUCUUGAAGCAGGGAGCUCUGAGAAAGAAGGACCUGAAGAAACUGACCCUGUACAUCAAAAAUGGCGCCAACUGCCCCUGCUCACAGCUCGACAGCCUCGGGUCAAACUUCCUCAUCAUGGGUCGCAAGGUGGACCAGCAACUCCUGGUCAUGUCCAUCCACAAGUGGGACAAGAAAAGCAAGGAACUCAAGUUUGCCAUCAAGUACAUGAAGUCUCACCAGUGUCCCACCUACCACACUGUGUUCCAAUGAGGAUUCUCCAUCUCAACAAAUCCACAUAGCUUUUACUUACAAUAGCAUACCAGCCUGCUGCAUAGUCAUACAUCUUAUACAUCCAAGUUCCCAAUGUGGUAAUAACUCAAUUAGAAGUAUAUUAAUAGAAAGAAAAUAUCAUGAUUCAUAUGAUUACUAAUAAGGGGAUUUCCAUACACACACGCUACAUUACGCUGAAUGACUUGGCAUGACUUUCCCUAAAAUAAAUACCCCAGUUCACUCCAAGUUUCAUAAUGUACAAAGUGUAAUGAAUAUAGUAGAAAAUUUGGAUAAACACUAGCUUGGUAGAUCGGGGCUUUUUUCAAUGUUUCAAUUUUAAUUUUUUAUUCAACGGAAAGGAGAUUGACCAGCAAAGUAUGGACUAGAUGGUAUUUCCACUGACUUUGUUUGGCACUAUCAUGGACCAGUGAUGAGACUUGAAUCUUUUUGCUUCAAGGGGGUUAAAGAGGCAGAGACUCUAUAAAUGGUGUUUGUUUAGUUGUUUUUCAUGUAUUUGGUACGAAAUGUAAAUCUUAUAAUGAUACAUAGCAGCUGAAUUUACACUAGCAGUAAGCGAGCAAAUUUAACUACAGUACUUUACAAUCAGUUAA
Molecule: messenger RNA, 1821 nt
Organism: Boleophthalmus pectinirostris (great blue-spotted mudskipper)
Lineage: Eukaryota; Metazoa; Chordata; Actinopteri; Gobiiformes; Gobiidae
Gene: sfrp5
Product: secreted frizzled-related protein 5
Exons: 3
Coding region: 239-1210 (323 amino acids)
Biological process (GO): negative regulation of canonical Wnt signaling pathway; canonical Wnt signaling pathway; non-canonical Wnt signaling pathway
Molecular function (GO): Wnt-protein binding
Source: RefSeq, a predicted model, not a curated record